Molecule: messenger RNA, 1458 nt
Organism: Neohortaea acidophila
Lineage: Eukaryota; Fungi; Ascomycota; Dothideomycetes; Mycosphaerellales; Teratosphaeriaceae
Product: major facilitator superfamily domain-containing protein
Exons: 3
Coding region: 1-1458 (485 amino acids)
Biological process (GO): biotin import across plasma membrane
Cellular component (GO): membrane
Molecular function (GO): biotin transmembrane transporter activity; dethiobiotin transmembrane transporter activity; solute:proton symporter activity
Source: RefSeq, a predicted model, not a curated record
AUGUGCUCGAUGCCGAGCAAGACCCCUCCACCAACUCCGCCUCCAAAUCAUAUCGCUGCCCAAGCUGCGAUGCGUCUCCACGCAAUAUACCGCCAUUUAGAUUGGCGCAUCAUACCGGCCUUUUGGGUGCUCUACUUCCUCUGCUCCGCCGUGCGAUCCACCCCUGGCCUGGCGUUGACCAUGAACAUCAAACAAGGCGACGACCUGGAGAGCUGGGUCUCGACAGGCCUGGCCUUGUACUACGCCUCCUACGUCGUCUUCGAGGUGCCUUCCAACCUCCUCAUGAGCAAACUUUCGCCUUCCGUUUGGCUGGCUCGAAUCGUCAUCAGCGUGGGAAUUAUCGGCACCGCCAUGGUGGGCAUCGUCAACGCCGGCGGCUUCUACGCCUUGCGUUUCCUGCUCGGGCUCGUGGAGGCGGGAAUGUGGCCCGGGAUGACGUUCUUCUUGACAUUGUACUAUCCCACCCAUCACAUUGCGAGGAGGAUAGGGUACUAUUUCACCGCAUCUCAAGUCUCGGCUGCCGUGGUGGGGCUUGUAAGUGCCGGCUUCCAGAAGAUGAACGGCGACGCAGGCCUAGUUGGCUUCCGCUGGAUGUUUCUCAUUUGGGGCUUGGUCACGCUCGUCGUUGGCUUCUCGUUACUCUGGUGGCUUCCGGACCGACCUUUGAUCCCUGGUGAGACAAGGAAACGCAGUCGCUGGACGAGCUGGCUCCCUCAACCUCCACCGGUCCUGACGGGCGAGGACGCCGAGCUGCACUACAAAGACCUGCGCAGAGCAUACGUGCGCCGCAACUGGACGAUGAAAGAUCUCGGCAAAGUACUACUCGACUGGCGCAUCUGGCCCCUGAUAGUCAUGUACUUCGGCGUCGUGGGCGUCGGCAACGGCGUGCAAUCCUACGGCACCGUGCUCCUAGCAGCCAUCAAUCCCAGCUUCAGCGGCAUAGACCUCUCCCUCCUCUACGCCCCCAUCUGGAUCUGCGACCUGAUCGGCAUCCUCACCGUGACGCCGCUCAGCGACAAAUUCUACAAACACCGCGCCCUCUUCUUCUCCGUCCCUACCGCUAUCCAAAUCGCCGGCCUCCUCAUCGCCACUUACGCCGGCAACUCCCUCGCCGACCACUGGGGCCGCUACGUCGGCAUACUGCUCGUUGGCUUCGGACUUGGGCCCACCGUCCCCAUCACCAUGACCUGGACGGCGGAGAUUUUCCAGGCGCGGCACGGGGAAGUGGGCGUUGCGGCUGCGAGCGCGCUCGUCUCGGGCCUGGGGAAUUUGGGCAGCGUCGUCACUACUUAUGCGCUCUUUGAUGGCUGGGCGGCGGAUGCGCAUACACAUCCUGUGUAUCUUGGUAGUAUGUGGGUUAUGGUGGGCAUUCUCAUGGCGAGUAUUCUCGCGAGUUGGGUGUUGACUUUUGCCCUGGCGAUGGUGAGACGGAAAGGAGGGGGAGGCGAGGAGUAUUAA